AUGGAUGGGAAUUCGAGUUCAAGGCCACUACUGGGGAACCAGAACCAUGAUGGAAACUCUUUUAACUCCCUCAUGGCAACUUUCUUGUCCAAGCUUCCUGAUAAGGUCCGUUGUGGCCUAGACUCUGAGUCUCCCUUUGAGUUUGACCAUCAUUUCUCCAAUACCACCCAGUUAAGCCAAGGAGAGAAAGAAUAUUAUAAAAGACAAUUUGCUACUCUGAAGUCAUUCGAAGAAGUUGACUCCAUAGUAACAUCGGACUGCGCUGAUGUAGAAGACAGAGAAAAACAAGCUCAACAUGAACGAGCAAUGAAGAUUUCUAAUUAUGCAAAUGCAGCUUUAUUGGCAUUGAAGAUUUAUGUAACUAUUAGGAGUGGAUCAAUAGCUGUUGCAGCAUCAACAUUGGAUUCUCUGCUUGACUUCAUGGCUGGUGGCAUACUUUGGUUCACCCACCUAGCAAUGAAGGAUAUAAACAUUUAUAAAUACCCAAUAGGAAAGUUGAGGGUGCAGCCAGUGGGAAUAAUUAUCUUUGCAGCUGUCAUGGCGACACUUGGCUUUCAGGUAUUAAUCACAGCUGUACAACAACUAAUAGAAAACAAUCCACCUGAGAAGAUGUCUUAUGAUCAACUAGUAUGGUUGUACCCCAUUAUGAUAUUUGCAACAUUGGUGAAGUUUGCACUCUGGCUUUAUUGUAGAAGCUCAGGAAACAAAAUUGUCCGUGCCUAUGCAGAUGAUCACCACUUUGAUGUUGUAACAAAUGUGAUUGGAUUAGUUGCAGCUGUUCUUGGUGAUAAAUUUUACUGGUGGAUUGACCCAGUUGGUGCUAUUAUGCUUUCAAUUUACACUAUUACAAAUUGGUCUGGCACUGUGAUGGAAAAUGCAGUUUCACUAGUGGGACAAUCUGCACCUCCUGAAAUUCUGCAGAAGCUGACAUAUCUUGUUGUAAUGCACUCUCAAAUUAAGCGCAUUGACACAGUCCGCGCCUACACAUUUGGCGUUCUAUAUUUUGUGGAGGUUGACAUUGAACUGCCGGAUAAUUUACCCUUAAAAGAAGCUCAUGUCAUUGGAGAGAGCCCUCAGAUAAAGCUAGAGAAACUUCCAGAAGUUGAGAGGGCGUUUGUUCAUCUAGACUUUGAAUGUGAUCACAAACCAGAACACUCAGUUCUUAGCAAAUUGCCUGAUACUCAGCCUUAA
This is a messenger RNA of Sphenostylis stenocarpa, 1191 nucleotides long. Lineage: Eukaryota; Viridiplantae; Streptophyta; Magnoliopsida; Fabales; Fabaceae. The record is from the annotation of a GenBank genome assembly.